Messenger RNA from Etheostoma cragini (Arkansas darter), 606 nucleotides. It is a transcript of the gene cfap90, whose product is annotated as chromosome 14 C5orf49 homolog. Bases 154 to 561 code for a protein of 135 amino acids. The record is from RefSeq and is a predicted model, not a curated record. NCBI's taxonomy places the organism in Eukaryota, Metazoa, Chordata, Actinopteri, Perciformes, Percidae. The transcript has 3 exons.
CAAACUCCAGCCAGCGUUCCGCACGGUUCUGCGUAGCUAGCACGCUAACGCUAGUCAAGCUUGGGUGUUUAGCGUUAGUCUUCUGAAGUUUUACAACACUUUUAACUUAACUUAGCAUUACCUUACCUUUACCGAGUGGUUUUCGCCAAAAAGAUGGACGUAUUACUCGAGGCACAGACCAAACCACUUUCUAUACUGUCUGCAUAUAGUUACAUCCCACCACGACGAAAGGAAGGAAAUUCGUACUUUAACAAAGACUCAACGGUCCCAGAAGUGUUCACGUACGACCAAGUGUUCCAACAGGAUGAGGGGUAUGACAUGAGACUGCAGCGAGAUGACAGAAAACACUUUAAAGGAAGAGGACUGGACAUAUAUGAGGAGGAGAAGUCCAGAGCCAUACCGGUGCGCUCCUCUGCGGAAUACGGCCGCCGUCCUGUUCCCCCCACCUACCAAACAAGCCGGCAGCACUCGCGCGUGGCUUGCAUAAAAGCAGAAUUUUUCAUGAAAAAUGGAAUCAUCCGGAAUGUGGCAGAAGGAUACGGAUCGGUGGUCCCUAAUUGAGUUUUUGUUCUCAUUGUUAAAAGAAUAAACUGGUGUUGUAGCGUG